Trifolium pratense (red clover) is the source of this 1005-nucleotide messenger RNA. Its product is annotated as putative pectinesterase 10. Gene Ontology annotation, molecular function: pectinesterase activity. The coding region runs from base 1 to 1005 and encodes 334 amino acids. NCBI's taxonomy places the organism in Eukaryota, Viridiplantae, Streptophyta, Magnoliopsida, Fabales, Fabaceae. The record is from RefSeq and is a predicted model, not a curated record. The transcript has 5 exons. Gene Ontology annotation, biological process: cell wall modification.
AUGAAGUUGCUUCCACCACCAAUAAUGUUCCAUUUAGUAGUAUUGUUUAUUAGUUAUUUUUAUUUUGGUAGAGCCAUUGAUUGUGGUGGGAAGCAAAUUGUUAAUACCAUCACUGUUGACCAACAAAAAAAAGGAGCAUUCCAAACAAUUCAAGCUGCCAUUAAUUCUAUAAAGAAGCCAAAUGAUCGAUGGGUUAUGAUUAAUAUAAAUCCUGGCACAUACAAGGAACAAGUUCUUAUAGAUGCUAGAAUGCCGUGCAUUAUUUUAAAAGGAUCGGGUAGCAAUAACACAAUCAUUACUUACGACAAAUCAUUUCACGAUGGUGGCCAAUCCAUGAGUGCGACAUUUCAUUCAUCUCCACAUAAUGUAAUUUUGAGUGGCAUUAAAUUCCAGGUACGUAAAAGAAGUAACACGUUUGGAUAUAAUGGACCGGCAGUAGCAACGUCUAUAUAUGGUGAUAAGACUGCAAUUUUUGAUUGUAGUUUCAUUGGUUAUCAAGAUACUUUGCUUUCAUCAAAGGGGCGCCAAUACUUCAAAAAUUGUUAUAUUCAAGGUGAAGAUGACUUCAUUUGUGGUGCUGGUCAAUCUUAUUUUGAGAAUUGUGUGAUGAAUGCUACUCAAGGAGACUCUAUGCCUUCAGGUUUUGUGACAGCACAACGUAGGGAUAACCCAAAUGAUCCAAGUGGAUAUGUUUUUAGAGGAGGGUCAGUUGUUGGAAAUGGUGAGGUGAAUCUUGGAAGACCUUGGGCCCCUUACGCAAGAGUUAUAUUUUGGGAAACAUAUUUUUCUUCGGUGGUUACCCCUCAAGGAUGGGUUGCUUGGGAUUCAAAGAAAGGCCAAGAGAACGAGACCACAUUUGCAGAAGUCAAUUGUACAGGACCUGGGGCUGAUACUAAGAAACGUGUCGAGUGGGAGAAGAAACCAAAAGACUUAAACUUAAAUGAAUAUACUUUGUCAUCUUUCAUAAAUAAUGAUGGAUGGCUUGACAAUUUACCAUCUAUAUAA